UGAGAACGUCUAGGAGCCGAGCGGGCCGGGCAUGGGGAGGACUGGGCUCCGCACCUGUCCCGGGCGUGCGUGUGGCUCCGGGGACGCGCAGUGACGGCGGUGGCCCAGUGCGGCGGCCUACCCCGUUUUCGCUGCGGCCUCCCGGCAUGAGCGUCCGCCCGGGCCCGGGGCCGCGGCUGCCCCAGUCCGGCCUCCCGCGGGCGCCCUCGGGGCCUGCAGACCCGCAGUGCUGAUCUGGCCCGCCCGCUGUCCCCACCGUGGUGCGCCCUGGGCGGCCAUGGAGGUGGUGGGCGAUUUCGAGUACAGCAAGCGGGACCUCGUGGGACAUGGGGCGUUCGCCGUGGUCUUCCGGGGCCGGCACCGCCAGAAAACUGAUUGGGAGGUAGCUAUUAAAAGUAUUAAUAAAAAGAACCUGUCAAAAUCACAAGUACUGCUUGGAAAGGAAAUAAAAAUCUUAAAGGAACUUCAGCAUGAAAAUAUUGUAGCACUCUAUGAUGUUCAGGAAUUACCCAACUCUGUCUUUCUGGUGAUGGAGUAUUGCAAUGGUGGAGACCUGGCAGAUUAUUUGCAAGCUAAAGGUACUCUCAAUGAAGAUACUAUCAGAGUGUUUUUGCAUCAGAUUGCAGCUGCCAUGAGAAUCCUGCACAGCAAAGGAAUAAUCCAUAGGGAUCUUAAACCACAGAACAUCUUGUUGUCCUAUGCCAAUCGCAGAAAGUCACAUGUCAGUGGUAUCCGCAUCAAAAUAGCGGAUUUUGGUUUUGCUCGUUACCUACAUAGUAAUAUGAUGGCUGCAACACUGUGUGGAUCCCCAAUGUACAUGGCUCCUGAGGUUAUUAUGUCUCAACAUUAUGAUGCUAAGGCUGACUUGUGGAGCAUAGGAACAGUGAUAUACCAGUGCCUAGUUGGAAAACCACCUUUUCAGGCCAAUAGUCCUCAAGACCUAAGGAUGUUUUAUGAAAAACACAGGAGCUUAAUACCUAGUAUUCCCAGAGAAACAUCACCUUAUUUGGCUAAUCUCCUUUUGGGUUUACUUCAGAGAAACCAGAAAGAUAGAAUGGACUUUGAAGCAUUUUUUAGUCAUCCUUUUCUUGAGCAAGUUCCAGUGAAAAAAUCUCACCCAGUUCCAGUACCCAUGUAUGCCGGUUCUGUCUCUGGAAGCUCCUGUGGCAGCUCUCCAUCUUGUCGUUUUGCCUCUCCACCAUCCCUUCCAGAUAUGCAGCAUAUUCAGGAAGAAAACUUAUCUUCCCCACCACUGGGUCCUCCCAACUAUCUACAAGUGUCCAAAGAUUCUGCCAGUACUAGUAGCAAGAACUCUUCUUGUGAUGCAGAUGACUUUGUUUUGGUUCCAGACAUCUCGUCAGACCACUCAUAUGAUAUGCCAGUAGGAACUGCUGGCAGAUGUGCUUCCCAUGAGUUCUUGGUGUAUGGAGGGCAAUGUCAGCCUACUGUGUCAUCUCACAGUGAAACAGCAGCAAUUCCAGUUCCUACUCAGAUAAGAAAUUAUCAGCGCAUAGAGCAAAAUCUGACAUCCACUGCUAGCUCUGGCACAAAUCUACAUGGUUCUCCAAGAUCUGCAGUUGUACGAAGGUCUAAUACCAGCCCAUUGGGCUUCCGCCGGCUGGGAUCCUGCACUCCAGUGCCAGCAGACCCAGUACAAACAGUCGGACGAAGACUCUCUACUGGGUCUUCCAGGCCUUAUUCACCUUCCCCUUUGGUUGGUACUAUUCCUGAGCAAUUUAGUCAGUGCUGCUGUGGGCAUCCUCACGUCCAUGAAUCCAGGAGUAGAAACUCCUCAGGUUCUCCAGUGCCACAGGCUCAGUCACCACAGUCUCUCUUACUGGGUGCUAGACUGCAGAGCACCCCCACCCUCACCGACAUCUACCAGAACAAGCAGAAGCUCAGAAAGCAGCACUCUGACCCUGUGUGCCCCUCUCAUGCCAGGGCUGGGUACAGCUACUCCCCUCAGCCCAGUCGGCCUGGCAGCCUGGGAGCCUCUCCCACCAAGCACAUGGGAUCCUCUCCACGGAGUUCUGACUGGUUCUUUAAAACUACUUUACCAACAAUCAUUGGCUCUCCUACUAAGACCAUAGCGCCUUUCAAAAUCCCUAAAACACAAGCGUCUUCCAACCUGUUAGCCUUGGUCACUCGUCAGGGGCCAUCUGAAGGGCAAUCCAGAGAUGGAAAUGACCCACGGGAAUGCUCUCAUUGUCUCCCAGUACAAGGAGGUGAGAGGCAGAGGGCUGAACAGCAGAACAAGACAGUGUUUGGCAGAUCUGUCAGUACAGGGAAAUUAUCAGACCAACAAAUAAAGACACCCUUAGGUGGGCAGCUGCAUCAGGGUAGCACGGACAGCUUAAAUACAGAACGACCAAUGGAUAUAGCUCCUGCAGGACCCUGUGGCGCUGUACUGACACCUCCUAUAGGAGCAGCAACAGCAACUUCUAGGACUGUCCUGUUCACUGUAGGAUCACCUCCACAUAGUGCCACGGCCCCCACUUGUACCCAUAUGGUCCUUCGAACAAGAACAACUUCAGCAGGGUCCAGCAGCUCUGGAGGCUCCCUCUGCUCUGUGAGCGACCAUGUUUGUAUGGGCUCCCCACCUGGCGUGUGUUCGGGAUCCUCCCCUCCACAAGCAGAGGCAGCUCCCAGCCUGAGGUACAUGCCUUAUGGUGCGUCAUCCCCCAGCUUAGAGGGACUCAUCACCUUUGAAGCUCCUGAACUGCCUGAGGAGACACUGAUGGAGCGAGAACACACAGACACCUUACGCCAUCUGAAUAUGAUGCUGAUGUUUACUGAGUGUGUCCUGGAUCUGACAGCCGUGCGGGGAGGAAACCCAGAGCUGUGCACAUCUGCUGUCUCCUUGUACCAGAUUCAGGAGAGUGUGGUUGUGGACCAUAUCAGCCAGCUGAGCAAAGACUGGGGGCGGGUGGAACAGUUGGUAUUAUACAUGAAAGCAGCACAGCUGCUGGCAGCUUCUCUGCAUCUCGCCAAAGCUCAGAUCAAGUCCGGGAAGCUGAGCCCUUCCACAGCUGUGAAACAAGUUGUCAGAAGUCUGAAUGAACAAUAUAAAUUCUGCAUCACCAUGUGCAAGAAACUUACAGAAAAGCUGAAUCGCUUCUUCUCUGACAAACAGAGAUUUAUUGAUGAAAUCAACAGUGUAACUGCAGAGAAACUCAUCUAUAAUUGUGCUGUAGAAAUGGUUCAGUCUGCAGCCUUGGAUGAGAUGUUUCAGCAGACUGAAGAUAUUGUUUAUCGCUAUCAUAAGGCAGCCCUUCUUUUGGAAGGACUAACAAAGAUUUUACGGGAUCCUGCAGAUAUUGAAAAUGUACAUAAAUAUAAGUCUAGUGUUGAAAGAAGAUUGUCAACACUCUGCUAUAGCACUGUGACGAUGUGAGCAGUAGCAGGCUUGUCCCGUGGACCAGUCAGUGGGAAUGUUUGGGAUUUCAGCUUGGGUUCUGUUGCCCUAUCCCCAGGAAACUGUAGUUUCUUAACUGGUGACUACCAAAGAACACAGAGUGGUUUCAAAAAGGAAAAACAAUCCCAAAACUACACAUUUGUAGGAAAUCUGCCUUAUCAGAGAAAUCACCCCUUCCCUUUUUCUUUGUGGAAGCAAAAGCAGGAAUAUUCUACUUGGCUCUCAGUUUGAACAUGGUAAGUAAAUGUACCUUAGAACUAGAAUUACCAGUACAGUUAUUCUUAAGGAGAGUUAAGAAUGCAACAAAGUGAGUGACCCUUCACUCACUUCACCAGAGCAAUAUGUGAAUUCCAUGUGGAUGAGAAUGAUGACAAGUUGUUUAGUUUGCUUGUUUCAAACUACUAGAAAAUUACUGAGAUAUAAAAGUGAAAUAAUCUACAUCUCAGCCAGGCAGUUUGAUUUCUGGGGUAAGUUUGUCUAAAUCUUAGCAUGUAUCCUAAAACAGCUCAGCAAGCAGUAGCUUAAGAAGAAGCAAAUGAUGGCUCUAGGAAGAAAUUCUGACACCUUCAAUUUGCUCUUAUGUGAACACAUGUUAAUCUUCCAGAAUAUUUCGUAUUGCACUAAUUUAUUAAAAACAACUGUGUAAUGGAUUUUGAAAUUUAAAAAUAAAUGUGGCACAGUGGGCUUAUUUAAAAUAUUUUACUUGAUUAUGUACGUAUACCCUUUCCAUAAUUCAAGUGUAAUCUCUAGUGGACUUUUAAAGGUUAAAAAAAACAAAAAACUUGUAUUCAUGUAAACCUUUGCAUUUUUUUUAACCUAUUCAUCUACAACUACAAAUUUUUCUCAGUAAUGUUUUGAGUUGCUGGUUGUUUGCUUUUGGUUGCCUUUUUUAUUGUGCAUGCAGAAUGUGCAUUGAUGCCUGUGACCUCUAAAUUUACUGAAGGCUAGUAGGUUUAUUUGGGCAGUGUUAAAACAAAUAUACAUCAAGAGAGACUCCAAAGAAUUUUAAUAGGGCCAAAACAAAGUGGUGACCUAAAUGCUUGUUAGUAAUGUGGAGUUUCUACAUAAAGGUAGUGAAAAAUGAAGUUGAUAUUCUGUUAGGAAAAUGGGCAGCUUUCUACAGCCUGAUGAGUGUUUUUCAUGUUAAUCCUGACAUUUCACCAAAUACGUAGUCAUGGAGAAUGCAGGCGGUUAACAUCCCUCCAGAAAUGUUUCAACAAUGUAUAUUAUUUUGUUUCUUUUACUUAUGUGCUUGAAUACUUAAAUAAACCAUUCUCCAGUUUUAAUCCUUUUAUUUUAAUCCUUUUAGAUACUAUAACCUGAAAAAAAA
This is a messenger RNA of Trichechus manatus latirostris (Florida manatee), 4745 nucleotides long. It is a transcript of the gene ULK2, whose product is annotated as unc-51 like autophagy activating kinase 2. Bases 278 to 3394 code for a protein of 1038 amino acids. Gene Ontology annotation, molecular function: protein serine/threonine kinase activity; ATP binding. The transcript has 27 exons. Gene Ontology annotation, cellular component: cytoplasm; phagophore assembly site; cytosol. Lineage: Eukaryota; Metazoa; Chordata; Mammalia; Sirenia; Trichechidae. The record is from RefSeq and is a predicted model, not a curated record. Gene Ontology annotation, biological process: protein autophosphorylation; piecemeal microautophagy of the nucleus; peptidyl-serine phosphorylation.